Dreissena polymorpha is the source of this 969-nucleotide messenger RNA. RefSeq lists its product as uncharacterized. NCBI's taxonomy places the organism in Eukaryota, Metazoa, Mollusca, Bivalvia, Myida, Dreissenidae. The record is from RefSeq and is a predicted model, not a curated record. The coding region runs from base 565 to 969 and encodes 134 amino acids. The transcript is spliced from 4 exons.
UCCGUUUAAACAUGCUCAGCUAUGAUACACUUUAUCUAAGAAAGAAGAUGAAAUGUAAACAUAAUCUUAUACCAUAUGUUAAUACUCCAUAUCUAUCAUGUGAGUAGACAGCAUUUGACGAUAAUAGGAUGGUGGUUCAAAGGGCAAAGUUUUACUUUACGCUUCAACUUACAUGUCAACGCCUCAUUAAGUUAUAGCAAUGGCCUCCAAAUUUGAGCGUUAAUUCAUGAAAGAUCAGUUUUAUUCAAUAACUUUGCUUGCUUCACCUGUCAGGAAAGUGACAGAAACACAAAGGCUGAAUUUUACUGUGAGGAAUGUUCCGAGUUUUUUUGUGGGAAAUGUGUGACGCUCCAUAACACACUUUUCAAGAAGCAUGCGACUUUGGGUAAGGCAAACAUUAGCCAGUGGCCAGAUACCUAUGCGGAUGCACUACAGCAAUGCCAGGACCACAAGAAAGAAAAACUGACAGGAUUCUGUGAGGACCACAACCAACUGAUAUGUCAUGUCUGCCAUAUCCACAAUCAUAAAGACCAACAAAAAAAGCCAACAAACUACUGCAACGCCAUGCCAAUUGACCUUUCGACAGCGAGAGUGAAGCCACGCCCCCCGAUUUCAAGGGAGGUCACUCCGCCGAAGUCCGUCAUAAAACUGGCUACGCGAAUCGGUGCAUCCUUGACUGAAAGUAAACAGACACGAAGUGAGUCUGUUGUGAAGCAAUCAAAUCCCCCAGUGUCACCCCAAACAACUAUUGGCAAUCUAAUACUGAUUGAUGAGGGUGAAAUUGUACAAAGCAGCAAGAAAGCAGAUAAACCCAUUUCACCUAGGUCUACAAAUGAGACCUCCGUGAAAGGAACACCUGAGAAUCAAGGAAAACCCCUGAGGAUGUUCAACAAUUGGAUCCGAAAGCAAUCACACUCUUUUACAAAGCUCUUAAAGAUGGAAAAGAAAAGGUCAAUAAUAUUCGCCUGA